AUGUGCACCUGCCACAGCAUUCUGCGCAAGCCAAGGAGUCGCCAGAUACAGAGCCUCGAGGCGAUUGCUUCAGAAAUUACACAUGGCUCACAGAAGCUUGUCGAGGUCAACAAGCAGGUGAAGGAGGCAGAAAAGAGCACGGCAGUCUGGAAAAGGGCCGUAGAGGAAACCGAAGGGCUGCUUAGGGAGAAGCACGAAGCUGUAGAGCUUCUGCAACUCAGGAAAGAGGAGUUGCACGCCAUGCAGCACAUGGAAGAAGAACGACUUGCGGGGCUAGAAAAGCAGAUAAAGGACGUUAGAGAGCAAAUCAAAGAGGCUGAAGAGAUGGCGAAAACUGUUGGCGAGGAGCUCCAACAUAUGGACCCUGUGUCAGAUGAGGAUCUUGAGGUCAUCGAGCUCGAGGCGAAGUUAGAGGCCGACUUAGAUGCAUUCAAGAAAGAUCUCGAGGCGCGCUACCAAGCUACAGUUGAGACAAUUCGAGUCGAAUGUAAAGCUCGUUAUCAUUCGUUCCUUUCUCGCUCGAUCGAGGUAACUGCCAGUUAA
This is a messenger RNA of Neospora caninum, 543 nucleotides long. RefSeq lists its product as hypothetical. NCBI's taxonomy places the organism in Eukaryota, Apicomplexa, Conoidasida, Eucoccidiorida, Sarcocystidae. The transcript has 6 exons. Bases 1 to 543 code for a protein of 180 amino acids. The record is from RefSeq and is a predicted model, not a curated record.